This is a messenger RNA of Mastomys coucha (southern multimammate mouse), 2227 nucleotides long. RefSeq names its product methyltransferase like 6 (gene Mettl6). Lineage: Eukaryota; Metazoa; Chordata; Mammalia; Rodentia; Muridae. Bases 382 to 1236 code for a protein of 284 amino acids. The record is from RefSeq and is a predicted model, not a curated record. The transcript is spliced from 6 exons.
UGACUCAUCUGAUUUGAAUUGGGAGUCCAGUCCGUGAGAGUUCUGGUCUCUGAGUGUAGUAAGCUCUGUGCAGUAGAGACUGUCUUGGUCUUUAUGACCUCUCCAGACCCCGGGCAGGGUGUUGGGUAGAGUCAGCAUCUCUCUUGUGUUAAGUGAAUUGACCCCAGCGCCUUAAAGAGCCCUCCAGGAACCUCUCCCCCAGAGUCUCAGACUCCUUUAGAACCCAACUCUAGAAUAACAUCGUAUCCUGUUGAAGCUGGAACGUCACCUGGGGAAACAGCACCAGAGAAACCCCUGCGUCUGAAGUCCCGGCAUCCAUUGUUCAGAUGGUUGGCGAACAGAGGACCUUUAGCAGCAGUGAAUGUGUUUCCAGCAGCUGCAAUGGCUUCUUUCCAAAGGAAAGGACUGCAAACAAGGAUCCUUAGCACUGAAGAAGAGGAGAAACUGAGAAGAGACCAAGCUUUGGUGUCUGCUUUUAAACAGCAAAAACUGGAAAAAGAGGCUCAGAAGAACUGGGACCUUUUUUACAAAAGAAACAGUACUAAUUUUUUCAAGGACAGACACUGGACUACCAGAGAGUUUGAGGAAUUAAGAUCAUGUAGAGAGUAUGAAGGUCAAAAAUUGACUUUGUUGGAAGCUGGAUGUGGGGUUGGGAACUGUUUAUUCCCACUUUUAGAAGAAGACUUGAAUCUCUUUGCCUAUGCCUGUGAUUUUUCUCCAAGGGCAGUUGACUACGUGAAGCAACAUCCUUUGUAUAACUCAGAAAGAUGCAAAGUAUUCCAGUGUGACCUCACUAGAGAUGACCUUCUUGACCAUGUCCCACCAGAGUCUGUGGAUGCCGUCACAUUGAUCUUUGUGCUCUCAGCUGUGCAUCCUGAGAAGAUGCGCCUUGUCUUACUAAACGUGUACAAGGUAUUAAGACCAGGCAGAAGUGUCUUGUUCCGUGACUAUGGGCUGAAUGAUCAUGCCAUGCUUAGAUUUAAAGCCGGAAGCAAACUUGGAGAAAAUUUUUAUGUCAGACAAGAUGGAACCAGAUCGUAUUUUUUUACUGAUGGGGUCAAUCUCAGGUUAUCUUGGAAAGGACCCAGGUUAAAUUCCCAGCACCCAUUUGAUAGCUCACAACCAUCUGCAACUCCAGCACCAGGGGAUCCAACAACUUCAUCUGACUUUCCCUGGUACCAGGCACUCAUAGUGUACGUACAUAUAUGCAAGCAAAAUUCAUAUCAUACACAUUAAUAAAUCUAAAAGCCAUUUUGUGGUUGUUAUCUUUGAGAUGGAGUGUCACUAGAGCUAGUAGCCAUGGUUAGCCAUGUAUGUAGGAAUACACUGUAGAUCAGGCUGGCCUCUGCUGAGAUUGAAAACAUGCACUACCAUGACUAGCUAAGCUAUUUAGUACCUUGUUGCUGUACUAGGGAUUGAACCCAGGCCCUCAAGUGCUAGGCAAGUACUCUGCUCUUGAGUUAGUCCCCAGUCCUUUUUAAAUACAAAAGAACCACUAAAACAAACAAACAAACAAACAAAACAAGGUCCUCAAGCUUUAUCUGCUAAGCCAUCUUGCCAGCCCUUUUUGUCUGAUUGUGGAUGCCCUCUGUAAUUGGCCAGUGGCCCUGGAGGGGGAAGGGAAGGCCAACACCUAUCUCUGCCCAAUGCAGUUUCUCCAGAAACACAGUUGAUACCUACUUCAGAGUUUACAUUUCAUCAGUGAAAGGGCAUUGGACUGGGCCCAGUUCUCUGUGGGGCAGCAGUGGCUAGAGAGGAUUACUGAGGCCCAAAGUUAAUUUUGUAGACUAUGAGGAACUCCCUAAAUUGGUCCAAUGACCCAUCUCCUGGGCACUGCCAUGUGUGACUUUUAAAUUACAAAACAGAAUUGAAGUUCUUCCCUGCAAACCUUUUCUGUGCUUGCCGAAAGUUGUUGGUGAGAAUCCCAUCCUGAAUCCAUGGCUGGCCAGAGUCUUUCAACCUCAACCAUAUCUUGAAGAGGGGUGGUUGGUCCUUGUGGGGACAAGGCUGGGCAAUAUUCACGGUGGUUCUGUCUAGUCAAAAAUCCCCCAGUCCUGGAGAGAGGAGGUGCUGACUUAGAGCUCAGUUGAGCUUGCUGGCUGACCUUCAGGGCCAUCUGUUUCAACCUGAGAGAAGCCCUUUUCUCCUGCUGUCAGUUGCUCUGUGUAUUCUCUCUUUGGAGGCUCAAAAUGGCUAUUGUAGUAAAAAUAAACCUGCUAACAUACAA